UCAGAGUGCAGUCGUAGCGUGUCGCAAACUCAACUCUGGCAACGACGACGAUGUCUGAAGAACUCUUACCCCCGACUUUGCAGAAUAUCUUGGACCAAAAGUCCUUGAAAUGGAUCUUUUGUGGUGGUAAGGGUGGUGUAGGAAAGACGACGACGUCGUGUUCUCUGGCCAUCCAACUUGCCAAAGUUCGAGAAUCUGUUCUCUUGAUUUCCACGGAUCCGGCGCACAACUUGUCCGAUGCCUUUGGCCAAAAGUUCUCCAAAGAUGCUACCAAAGUCAAUGGAUUCGAUAAUCUGUUUGCGAUGGAGAUUGACCCGACGAGUGCCAUCCAAGAGAUGGUCGAGCAAUCCGAUUCGAAUGGAAUGAUGGGCUCUAUGAUGCAGGACCUCGCCUUUGCCAUCCCAGGUGUGGACGAAGCGAUGAGCUUUGCGGAAAUCAUGAAGCAUGUCAAGUCGAUGCAGUACUCGGUCAUCGUCUUCGAUACCGCGCCUACUGGACACACCCUGCGCUUCCUUUCCUUCCCUACUGUCCUCGAGAAGGCUUUGGGCAAGCUCAGCACCCUAGGCUCGAGGUUCGGCCCCAUGAUCAGCCAAAUGUCCAGCAUGAUGGGCGGCGAGGCGGGCUCGCAGGAGGAUAUGUUUGCAAAGCUCGAGUCGAUGAGGGCUGUCAUUACUGAGGUCAACACCCAGUUCAAGGACCCCGAGAAGACGACGUUCGUUUGCGUGUGUAUCUCCGAGUUCUUGAGUUUGUACGAGACGGAGAGGUUGGUGCAGGAGUUGACGGCGUAUGAGAUUGAUACGCAUAAUAUUGUCGUUAAUCAGUUGUUGUUCCCCAAGAAAUCUUCGAAUUGUGAACACUGUAGCGUCCGACACAAGAUGCAACAGAAAUACCUUGCCGAGGCUCACGAACUCUACGACGAAUUCUUCCAUAUCGUCAAGCUCCCCUUGCUCACCGAGGAAGUCAGAGGUCCUGAGAAGCUUAAAGAGUUCAGCGAGAUGCUGGUUAAACCUUACCAACCCCCUCAAGACUAA
Molecule: messenger RNA, 1031 nt
Organism: Coprinopsis cinerea okayama7#130
Lineage: Eukaryota; Fungi; Basidiomycota; Agaricomycetes; Agaricales; Psathyrellaceae
Product: arsenical pump-driving ATPase
Exons: 6
Coding region: 51-1031 (326 amino acids)
Biological process (GO): post-translational protein targeting to endoplasmic reticulum membrane
Cellular component (GO): GET complex
Molecular function (GO): ATP binding; ATP hydrolysis activity
Source: RefSeq, a predicted model, not a curated record